AUGUCUACUGAUUCUCCUUCUCCUAAUCUUUAUCACAGAGGUGUUCUUUGCAAUGCCGGUGCCGGUGCUGCUGCUGGUGUUAUUGCUGCCACGUUUGUAUGUCCUUUAGAUGUAAUCAAAACUAGGUUUCAGGUUGGGGCUCCUCAGCUUGCUAAUGGAAGAGUUAGAGGUAGUCUUAUAGUUGGUAGUUUGGAGCAAAUAUAUCGUAAGGAGGGGUUACGAGGGAUGUACCGUGGGCUAGCCCCAACUGUUAUGGCCUUACUUCCAAACUGGGCCGUCUAUUUUACCGUGUACGAGCAGCUCAAGAAGCUGCUUUCUGAUGAUGAAAACCACCGCCUCUCAGUUGGAGCUAAUAUGGUAGCUGCUUCAGGUGCUGGAGCUGCAACUACAUUGGUUACAAAUCCAUUUUGGGUUGUCAAGACAAGACUCCAAACCCAGGGAAUGAGAUCCGGCGUUGUGCCGUAUAGAAGUACCCUAUCUGCCUUAAAGAAAAUAGCUCACCAGGAGGGCAUUCGUGGGAUGUACAGUGGCCUUCAAAUCGAGAUAACACAACUGUGGAUAAACUCGGUGCACGGGAUGUUGCAAUUGCCUCGUCAGUUUCCAAAUUUUUGCAUCUACAUUGACAUAUCCUCACGAGGUUGUUCGAUCUAG
Molecule: messenger RNA, 651 nt
Organism: Vicia faba (fava bean)
Lineage: Eukaryota; Viridiplantae; Streptophyta; Magnoliopsida; Fabales; Fabaceae
Source: the annotation of a GenBank genome assembly